CCUCCCUGCAUAUACGUGCUAGCUCCGCCUGCUCGCGCGCCACUCACCAGUCUAACUGAGACCACGUACAUACGCGCGCGCGCAGCUUAAUUUGCUCGGGAAUUGACGGUCGAUGGCUCGUGCCGGGACACGCGCGGUUUGCUGGUACUACUCGUGGUGGUGAUGCUGGCGGUGGCGGUGGCGGUGGCGCCGGGCGGGGCGCGCGCGGCGCUGUCGUGCUCGACGGUGUACAACACGCUGAUGCCGUGCCUCGGGUACGUGCAGUCGGGCGGGGCGGUGCCGCGGGGCUGCUGCACGGGGAUCAAGCGGCUCGUGUCCGCCGCGCGCACCACGCCGGACAGGCGCGCCGCCCGCGUCUGCCUCAAGAACGUGGCCGCCGGCGCCGCGGGCGGUCCGUGCCUCACCCGCGCCGCGGGGCUGCCGCUGCCCUACAAGAUCAGCCCCAGCGUCAACUGCAACUCGAUCGAUUCGUACGAUAAAUUGAGGCCGGACCGGAGGAGUGCUCUCCAGCGUACGUGUGAUCUGUCACUCGUGACGCUAGAAGGCCUCAAGGAUGUUGUUUCGACUGAAACUUCUGGGAUAUCGUUCUACUAUGCGUACAUAGUAAUCCAAUUCUGCAGAUGUAUUAUCGAUGAGAAACACGGCGAAUUAUCAUGGAUGUGUGUUUUAUGUAACUAUAUGUACUAUAAUCGUCACCAUUGUUGAAUCCAUACAAAUCCAAAUCAUUUAUUU
Molecule: messenger RNA, 732 nt
Organism: Brachypodium distachyon (stiff brome)
Lineage: Eukaryota; Viridiplantae; Streptophyta; Magnoliopsida; Poales; Poaceae
Product: non-specific lipid-transfer protein 1
Biological process (GO): lipid transport
Cellular component (GO): membrane
Molecular function (GO): lipid binding
Source: RefSeq, a predicted model, not a curated record